Molecule: messenger RNA, 3234 nt
Organism: Naumovozyma dairenensis CBS 421
Lineage: Eukaryota; Fungi; Ascomycota; Saccharomycetes; Saccharomycetales; Saccharomycetaceae
Gene: AIM3
Product: Aim3p
Exons: 1
Coding region: 1-3234 (1077 amino acids)
Biological process (GO): barbed-end actin filament capping
Cellular component (GO): actin cortical patch
Source: RefSeq, a predicted model, not a curated record
AUGAGUUCUUUCUGGGCUAACAACAAAGACUCGAUCAAAUCAGGGUUAGUAUCCGCUGGGAAAUACGGUUACCAAGGGACGAAAUACGUUGCCAAAACAGGGUAUACUGCAGGUAAGAAACAUUACAACGAUAGCAAGAGUAAAAGAGGGGGUAAAUCAUCUUCUGGAAAUCGUCAUCGUAAACACAAGAAGAAGAAGGAUAAAGAUGAUAGUGACUCUGAUUAUUCUGACUAUUCGGAUAAUGAGGAUUAUAGAGCUCAACCUACUAGUGUGGAAAAUUUGAAAGAUCCAAGAUCUUUUCCCCCUCCUCCCCUGAAACCUGGUCAACAGAACUACACUUCUCAAUCAAUGACAAAUAUGAGUGGUAUUAAUGGCUUUCAACCCAAUAGUAAUAUAAAUAUGGGAAAUAAUUCAAUGAAUUCCUCAUAUUCAAACAUUAACCCUCAAUAUAACAACAAUGGUCCAGCUAUUAGUAACGGCAAUAGUUUUUCUAACACUUCUCAAAGUUCGAUACCUUCUCAGUACUCACAACAAACGCAGCCAAUGCAACAAGGUAUGCAACCACAGGGGCAACAAUAUUAUCAAAUGCCAAAUCAAAAUCAACCAGGUAUGCAACAACCAGGUCAAAUGCAAGGGCUGCUUCAAAAUCAACUGCCGCAACCACAAUCUCAAAAUCCGAAUCAACAGACAUAUCAACAACCUUCUCAGUCCCAGCAACAGCAACAAAAUCAUUUUCAGCAGUAUCAGCAACAAAAUCAACCACAGUUCCAACAAUUACAAGGACAAGAACCGGAGUUAAUUCCACAGCAAAAUAAUUAUCAACCCCAAUUUAAUAAUCCACAACAAAAUUAUAAUGACGUUCAAAAUACAAUGAUUAAUCAACAACCACAACAACAACAACAGCAGGAACCACAUCAGCCAUGGCAGUAUAUCACCAGUGACAAUUCCACUGGAGUAGAAAAUAAUGAAUCCCAAGGUCAACUUUCACUACAAGAACAAUUGGGACAACAAUUGCAACAGAAAUUACAGCCUACACUGAAUACAACAAACCCUACAGCCAUGCAAUCACAACCAAAUGAACAACGUGGAGCAACCGCAUUUACUAGGGCAUCUAUGAGCCCACCAGGCGUGCCUCAAAGACAACAACAACCAGUUAAUCCACAGAUGCAACAAAUCCAACAAAUCCAAACUCAAUUUAAUCCUACAGAUCAACAAUUACAACAACAGCAACAAUUGCAACAGCAACAACCCAUUCCUUUCAAUUCCAACUUUACCAGGCCAACUUUUCCAACUCCAAAUCAAAACAAUAUGGCAUUACAAGGAGAGAUGCAGAAUCCACCAUUAUUAGCAGCUAGGGGAGAAAACUCACUACCUACAUCUCAAAAUAGUUCUACUCCACAUUUUGAAGUGCAUCCUUACAAUUUGGAGAAUCCUGAAGAAAAUAAUUCUCCAAAGAUAACAAUACCUCAAUUACCAUUGUCAGCAUUGGCUCCUCCACCGACUCAUAGAGAUAGGGGCAACAAUCAAUCCUCACCUCAACCAAGCUCACCAUCAUUAUCAUCAUCAUCAACAACAACAACAACAACAACAAAGACUUCUUCUCAACCAUCAAAACCACGUAUACCAGUCAGAAAAGUUCCAACAACACCUAACCUUCCUUCUACAGGUGCAUCAGCCCCCAUCACAAUGACAAAUAAUGUCAAGGAAGAGGGAGACGAAGAACAAGAACAAGAAGAAUCCAGUGAUGUCAACAAAAACUCGUCUAUAUCGGGGAUUUAUGAUGUCACAGUUGAUUUACCACCACCACCAAAACCGUUUAGACAUACUGCUCGUAAUGCAGAACAUAAACCAUUGCCAAAAAAAUCAAUAUCAUAUUUAACACCACAUCCGGAACAGAAUUUCCCAAAUGAUGAUUCUCUACCUAAGGAAACACCUCCAUUAUCAUCAUCCUCCUUUACUGCUUCUGGAAAAUCACUUGCAAGAACAAAUACUGAACCAAAUUUACCACAGAGAAAUUCACAACCAGCAACUACCGUCAGUAAAACUCCGGGCAAAUCUACAUCAGGUGAUGAGCCUCCAAAAGCAGCAAUUUUAGGUAGUUACAACGUAACUGUUGACAUGCCGCCACCACCAAAACCAUUCAGGCAUGCAGCAGAUAUUGAAAUGAUUGAAAGAAAGAUGAAAUCAAAACCUAAUUCCAAUUCAAACUCUAGUAUAGGAACUCCAAGAGGACAAAUUAACAAUACAUCAGAUUCAUCCUUACCUGUUACUAAGAGCUCUCGUGGACCACCGCCAGUCCCAAAGAAAAAAGUGAAUAUAACACUAGAUAAAAAUGUUACUUCUUCUUCUUCUUCAACUGCUGAAACUGCUAAUGACAAUCAUAAGAAUGAUGUACCUAUUUCAGAAUUUGCACCUCCUCCAAAACCAUUCAGACGUGAUACUAGUGCAAGUAAUAAUAACAACUCAAAGGCUAAACAUAACAACGUAUUAUUAUCUGGAGACCCUGUAGACCUUCAUUCCGCCAUUGUUGAUUCUUCUACUGACACUAACUAUAGUGUAAACGUACAUGAUAUAUCCAAUAAAAGGAAAGAAGAUCAUGAAGCGUUUGUAUCGAAGACAAAAUCAGUACUAUCAUCAUUCCCACCACCUCCAAAACCUCAUAGAAGGGAACAAAAAGAUAUACGAGUUGAUGAACAGGAUGAGUUUUUUGAUGCUGAAAAUGGAUAUGGUAAUGAUGGAGAUUCAGAUCCUGGUCUAACUCCAGCAUUACCAACAAGACCUACUACUACUGAGCCUUUUGGAACAGACACGAAACUCUCGAAGAGGAAGCCACCUCCACCGAGAAUUAAGUCUAAACCUAAGAAUUUAUCUAUGAAGAACUAUGACAACCCAGAAAAUGAUAAGAAAAUAUCAAAUGGGCCAGGCUUAGGUGAUAUUAGUGAUGAAUUAGCCAAUUUGAAAUUGAGAAAGAUACACGACGUUUCUUCUACCACCACUACAAGUCAACCAACGAUACACCCUCCUGUUCCUAGGAAAAAGGAGCAUGUUGCACCUCCUCUACCAAAGAAGAACGGAACUUUAAAGCAUGUACCACCACCUGUGCCAAAGAAAAGAAUAGCUUUAAAAUCUGAAGAGCGCUUUUCGUCCGGGAAGGAUGAUGAGGAGGAGGCAAACCCAUUUGAGAAGUACUUAAAGGAUGCGGUUCCAAUGGAGAAAGACAGAUUACAUAAAUGA